Gekko japonicus is the source of this 3445-nucleotide messenger RNA. RefSeq names its product mitogen-activated protein kinase 14. Gene Ontology annotation, cellular component: cytoplasm; nucleus. The record is from RefSeq and is a predicted model, not a curated record. Bases 397 to 1479 code for a protein of 360 amino acids. Gene Ontology annotation, biological process: protein phosphorylation; p38MAPK cascade. NCBI's taxonomy places the organism in Eukaryota, Metazoa, Chordata, Lepidosauria, Squamata, Gekkonidae. The transcript has 12 exons. Gene Ontology annotation, molecular function: MAP kinase activity; ATP binding.
GUCGGGGAUCUAGGAAGAGGUCGGGAGAAGUCAGACAGUGGCGAGUCGUCGUCAUUGCUUGUCUGCUCGUCCCCCCGCUUCUCCCGUAUAAGCUCUGGCCUCCUCAAAAAAAACCCCAUCGUAUUGACCCUUAGUUGGCAACGCGGGUGACCCUGCCGCGGAGCCAGAAGCCGCUUUCCCUCCCUUCCCCCUUUUGACGGGAACCGAGGCUUGAGGUGCUCGGGCCAGCCUGCAGUCCCUGUCUGUCUGCGGAGGCCAUAGGGAUCGAGCGACCCCGUCUGCAGCUCCGGCCUCCGGGUGAGAAGCCCCCUUUCUCUGCAGGGGGAGGAGCCACCGGUCCCCUGCCUAAGUCUCCCCCCUCCCAGCCGCGCUGGGUGGGGCGGGCUUGGGGUCGAGAUGACCCAGGAGCGGCCCAAGUUCUAUCGGCAAGAACUGAACAAGACGGUCUGGGAGGUGCCUGAGCGAUACCAGAACCUCUCGCCGGUGGGCUCUGGGGCUUACGGCUCUGUCUGCUCUGCCUUUGAUACUAAAACUGCCCAGCGAGUGGCUGUGAAGAAAUUGUCCAGACCAUUUCAGUCCAUCAUACAUGCCAAAAGGACCUACCGUGAAUUGCGUCUGCUUAAACAUAUGAAACAUGAAAAUGUUAUUGGACUUCUGGAUGUAUUUACACCUGCAAAGUCAUUAGAGGAAUUCAAUGAUGUGUACCUUGUAACCCAUCUUAUGGGAGCAGAUCUGAACAAUAUUGUGAAAUGUCAGAAGCUCACAGAUGAUCAUGUACAGUUUCUUAUCUAUCAAAUUCUUCGUGGUUUGAAGUAUAUCCAUUCAGCUGACAUUAUACACAGAGAUUUAAAACCUAGUAACCUAGCUGUGAACGAGGACUGUGAACUAAAGAUUCUGGAUUUUGGGUUGGCUCGACAUACAGAUGAUGAGAUGACGGGGUAUGUAGCAACCAGGUGGUACAGAGCUCCUGAGAUCAUGCUGAACUGGAUGCAUUACAAUCAAACAGUUGAUAUUUGGUCAGUUGGAUGUAUUAUGGCUGAGCUGUUGACUGGAAGAACACUGUUCCCUGGUACGGACCAUAUUAACCAGCUUCAGCAGAUCAUGCGUCUGACGGGGACACCCCCUGCAUAUCUCAUUAACAGGAUGCCCAGCCAUGAGGCAAGAAACUACAUACAGUCCUUAUCUUACAUGCCGAAGAUGAAUUUUGAAAAUGUAUUUAUUGGUGCCAAUCCACUGGCCGUAGACUUGCUGGAGAAGAUGCUGGUGCUGGACACAGACAAACGAAUCACUGCUGCUGAAGCGCUUGCCCAUGCCUAUUUUGCUCAGUAUCAUGACCCUGAUGAUGAGCCAGUUGCAGAUCCUUAUGACCAGUCUUUUGAAAGCAGAGAACUUGAUAUUGAGGAAUGGAAAAGCCUGACAUAUGAUGAAGUAAUUAGCUUUGUGCCACCACCGCUUGACCAAGAAGAGAUGGAGUCCUGAGAAUCUGUUUCUCUCUCUUUGUCCCAUAUCACUGUGAGGGGAAGGCCUUUUUCAUAGGGAUUCUCCAAAUAUCAUUCAAGUGCCUCUUGCCGUGAAGAUUCUCCUUGGUGGAGGGGUUUUGUGUGUGUGUUUGUGUAUUGAAUGGGGGAGGGGAGAUUUGGAGGAAAAUAUUUAUACAGUUACUAUGUAAACAUGCUGCAUGUUCUCUUGUAUUUUUGUAUACAGCCUGGGACAUGCUUCUGAAGGCCUGUUUGAUUGCUUUUUAGCCCUUAUGGUUGGUAACCAGCUUUCACUGCUCUGGGGCAAGGCAGAUAUUAUGCAGGGAAGCUGAGACCUCAAAUUCUCAGUAGCAAUUCUUGCCAUUAAAUGGCUGUCCUAUCAAGAAAAAGAUUUAGAUGAUGGAAGUUGAACUAUUACUUGAACUGUGCCCUCUGCUUUUCAGGGGAGAGAAGGGAGGGUGAGGGAUGUAUUUCUAUCCCAUGCUAUGUGGCUGCUUUACACCCAAAGCCUCUUCCCAAUAUCGUAAACAGCAGAAUGGCUGUUCGGAAUUUUUUUGUCUGAAACAGUAAAAACAAAAAAGUGCCUUAAAUUAAAGAGGAAAUGAGGUCUGGAUUACUGCUUUCUUAACAGUAAGUGGAAUUGUGAGCUUGCUACUUUCCAGGGUGUGGGCCACAAGGUAGCCGCGUGUGACUACUGUGUCCAGGGUACAGAUCAUCCAAGAGGAUAGAGGGUGUAUCCUUCAUUAAUUGAAUUUGGUCAUAUCCCUUUCCUUGCCCUGCCCUUAUGCCAAGACAUCUCAGCAAUAGCUCUGUCAUGAUGCCUGUGCGCUUUUGUUUAUACUCUUAAGAUGGGGGGGCAAAUUGUACAUUCAUACAUAGGCUUACUUGUGUUACUUCGGAGGAGGCACCAGGAUGGUAAAUCACCCAGUAAAUCACUUUAUUCAGUACCACAGUCAGAGCCAUAAAGAACUGCAGCAUCCAUCUAACCUUGUGCAAUUCAUUGUUGACAUUUUGGGCACUUUCUAUAUGAAAAAGGGACAUAUGAACAUGCACAUUUCUUUGUUCUUCCUUUCUGUGGCUUUAAAAAUGUUUUCCUUUAUCAGUCUCAGUGUGUCAGAACACAUGGUUGAGUUAAUUGUAUUAAUACAUCACAGAAAUAAGUGAAGUUACCCUUUCUAGGGAAAUUGGGGGGGAUUGGUUCAAGUAUUUCGUGUUCAUCGGGUAUUCUGGGUAUCUUGAGAUCCUAUUUUUAAAGUAUUUUUCAAAAAAAUGUAUAAUGCAGGUAUCAUGCAUGGAUUAUAUGCCUGCCUCACUGAAGAGUGUAGCUUUGCAGUAUUUUUGUUUUCUGAUGGAUCUGGGAUUUUUGUGUAUUUAUCCCUUUGUACAGAGAAGCCACAAAAAGAUGGCAUGUGGAUAAUGAAGCCAUCAGAUCUUUCAUUUGUAGUGAUCUCCCUUCAGGUCAGACUCUCUGUAGAGAACUUGGAUUUGGGGUCCAGAGAGCAGCGCUCCUUCAUGCUUCUGGUUCAGAGGCCUCCUUAAGACCAAACUAAAUCAACCCUAUGCUGGACCUGCAGUCUGGAUAUUCAGAUGGAAAUGUAGAUACAUUCUGUAAAACAUACAGAGACUAUUUUUAUCAGUCAUUUUAUGUGUAGAUGCUACAGUGUGACUUACAUGCAGAAAUACUACAAGAGAAUUUUAAAAUGUAUAGGUAUUUUGUGUGUGAGUGGGAAUAUUUCAAAGCUGAUAUUCUCCGUGGGAGCCCCUGUGGAGCCCUGCAGUGUGGUGCUGUUCUACUGCCUGAAUUCUGGACAGAGAGUACACACUUUAUAGAGAAAUUCUGCAAUUUUGUUCAUAUCCAGGAAUUUUGCUCUAACUGGUUAUGCCAUAUAGGAUAUCACACAAAGCCACUGGUUUAAAAUAAAACCUAUUUUUCAGAGUUAAUGGUCUGUUGAUCCUUAUAAAACUAU